AUGUCGUGAGUGUCACUUCGUCGGCGUGGUUCUCGUUGGGCACACGCAAUGUUCGUCGGACUAGCUGCUAAUCGCGCUCUUUGACUCUACUUCCUUGCAGUUCUGGCGGAAAGUCUGGCGGCAAGACCGGCUCUGACUCCAAGUCUCAAUCGCGCUCGGCCAAGGCCGGCCUUCAGUUCCCUGUCGGUCGUAUCCACCGUCUCUUGCGUAAGGGCAACUACGCUCAGCGUGUUGGUGCUGGUGCCCCAGGUGAGUCGUAUUCACACAGCUGGACGAACCUGGUGCAAGGUGCUGACGCAUCCAUUAUCUGUCUUUCAUCUAUCAGUCUACCUCGCUGCCGUCCUCGAGUACCUGGCAGCUGAGAUCCUCGAGCUGGCUGGUAACGCCGCUCGUGACAACAAGAAGUCUCGUAUCAUCCCUCGUCACCUUCAGCUCGCCAUCCGCAACGAUGAAGAGCUCAACAAGCUUCUCGGAGGCGUGACCCUCUCGCAAGGUGGUGUCCUUCCUCACAUCGCUGCCGAGCUCCUGCCUUCGAAGACCAAGAAGGGUGGCAAGGCCGCUGCCAGCCAGGACUAA
This is a messenger RNA of Ceraceosorus bombacis, 576 nucleotides long. The record is from the annotation of a GenBank genome assembly. NCBI's taxonomy places the organism in Eukaryota, Fungi, Basidiomycota, Exobasidiomycetes, Ceraceosorales, Ceraceosoraceae.